Molecule: messenger RNA, 680 nt
Organism: Poecilia reticulata (guppy)
Lineage: Eukaryota; Metazoa; Chordata; Actinopteri; Cyprinodontiformes; Poeciliidae
Source: RefSeq, a predicted model, not a curated record
UAUGGGAUGUCUAACCAGCAGCCUAGCCAGCAGCCUUAUGGGAUGUCGAACCAGCAGCCCAACCAGCAGCCUUACGGGAUGUCUAACAAGCAGCCUAAUCAGCAGCAGCCUUUAUCCAAGGACCAAGAGCAACCAGAAGAGCCAGGCAUCUUCACUGUGGAGCCAGCAGGGCAGAAUCAAAAAUCAGGCCCUGUUAACGACUACUUUGGCUACUCCAUCUUCACCAUGGUUUGCUGCUGCCUGCCAAUGGGAAUCGUUGCCCUUAUUAACGCAAUUGAUACUCGUAAAGCCAAUGCCAGCGGUGACGGGGAGAAAGCAAAAAAGAGCAGCAGGCGGGCCCGGAUAAUGAGCCACGGGGCUCUUGGAACUGGGAUUGGAAUUUAUGUCUUAAUCGCUAUAAUUGUUCUUAUUGUACAAUUUGUGUAGAAAAGAAAUCCCUGAAAAGAGAGUUCAUCUCACUCUUUUUUCUCUCUUUUGUCAGUCUGAAUCAAGUGCUGAGAGAAUCGGAAGACAUGUAGCUGUGUCAUCAAAAUCUGUCUGCUGCUAAAAGCUAUCCACCUCACUAACUUAUUAAUUUAAUACGUUUGUCUCAACAUGUUUUGAAUUUUUGUCUCCACAGUCAAUCACAAUCGUUCCUCUAUUUUUAUUCUCAUCAGAAGUGUGCAGUUUUUUUUUUUUUA